Messenger RNA from Stegodyphus dumicola, 1142 nucleotides. Its product is annotated as poly(A) RNA polymerase, mitochondrial-like. Gene Ontology annotation, molecular function: poly(A) RNA polymerase activity. Gene Ontology annotation, biological process: RNA 3'-end processing. NCBI's taxonomy places the organism in Eukaryota, Metazoa, Arthropoda, Arachnida, Araneae, Eresidae. The record is from RefSeq and is a predicted model, not a curated record.
CGAGAUGUGUUUACUUGCAAUUUUAAUUUAGCGAAAAUUUUAUUGUGUGUUGCAAAAAUUUGCAGUUUAUUUUUCGCUAAGGUCAAGUAUGCGUUUAUUUACAACGAAAAUGUUCUCGUUACAGAGUAGGAUUACUAUACCUAAAUUCAGAUUUUUUUCAGUAAAUCGUAGUCUAAUCUUCAAAAGUAGAAAUCAGACUUGUUCAAUCCUAACUUCUUCCCAUGCUAAAUAUCUUCGUGAAUUAUUGUGUUCUGUGAAAUUUAUGAAUUUAAAAGUACAUGCGUUUAAUUUUCAUUCGUGUUCCAAUGAAGAACAGAAAGAAUCUAUGCUAACAAAGAAUGAUUCAAAGAGCUGUUUUCAGCGGUUGUUACAUCUUCGCAAAAAACAAGCUGAGAGCUCUAUUUUAUUAAAAAAACCAAGUAAAGAAGAUAUUAAUUCAGUUACAUCUAUAUGUGAAGAGUAUGGCACAAUUAAAAGUUUAUAUGCAUAUCCAGGAGAAUGUGGAAAUACCUUUCUCUUACUGGAAUUUGUUGAUGAAAAUAGCUGUCGCAACUUACUUUUGAAUUGUCAGUGCUCAAAUAUUGCAGAUUCAAUUCCUAUUUGCACUCGUCUUAUAAAAUUUAAACGAAAAUAUGAAUACAGGGAUCCAAAAAUGCCUGUAGAUGUAAUAGAAGACAUGACUACAGCUUCAGAUUACAAACCAGAAACUGUGUCCAAUGUAAUAAAAAGUAUUUAUACAUCUGAGCAGCUCUCUGAACUGAGUAUAAGACUACGGUUCUUUUUUUGCGCUGUAAUAAAAGAUUCAAUUUCUGGACUAUUUCCAAAUUGUGAUGUCAUACCUUUUGGUUCGUCUGUUAAUGGCAUAGGCAGGGAAGGUUGCGAUUUAGAUGUAAUGAUUCGACUUUAUCCUGAACAGAUGGAUGAAUCGGCAGACGUGACAAAUAUAUCACAAUUAGCAAUUUGCGUGAAGAUGGUAUUUUCUGAUUUUACAACAAAAGAAGAAUUCCUUAAAGUUCUGCCAUUAAAGGGAAGCACCAGAGGAGAAGAUAUCUUUUCUACUUUUAAAAAGUAUAUAGCAGAUGUAAAAUUACCUGUACAAAAGUUAUCGUCAAUGACAACAGACGGGGCACCAGCGAUGACUG